This is a messenger RNA of Rotaria sp. Silwood2, 3459 nucleotides long. The record is from the annotation of a GenBank genome assembly. Lineage: Eukaryota; Metazoa; Rotifera; Eurotatoria; Philodinida; Philodinidae.
AUGUUACCAUAUGUCGAAACAGAAACUUCUUCACCCUUGCCUAUAACCACGACAACAGUCGCCUGGACGAUAGAAACGGAUCCAACAAGAGUAAAUGAAUCUGAAACGAUUGAUGAUAUUACAGCAAUAGACCAUACUUCAACAAUAACAUAUUCUACGAUACCCAUUGAUUCUACAACAAAGAAUAUAACCGAAAUACACACAGCCUCCACAACCGCCACUGAUUUCACAGUAAUUAAUACGAGUUUGACAACGCUAGACUCUGCAUCAAGUAAUGAUUCCACAACCAUCGACGCUACUACAUCAAUACUAUACUCCACGUUAAUCAAUGAUUCUACGAACAUAGAUGUGACUACAACAACGCUAGAAUCAGCAACAAUCAACGAAUCCACAACUACAGUUACUACUACUACAACGCCAGAUUCGGAAUUAACUAGUGAUUCUACGAACAUAAAUACGACUACAGCAAUGCUAGACUCUACAUCAAGCAAUGAUUCCACAACUAUAGAUACCACUACAACAACGCCAGAUUUAGAAAUAACUAGUCAUUCUACGAACAUAAGUACGACUACAACAACGAAGGAAUCCACCGCAAGUACUGCUUCUAUGAGUACGAAUGUGACCUCUCCUACAGUAUUUUCUACAACAACAACUGAUUUUACAACAGCAGACACAUCUUCGACAAUACUCAUCACUACGAUAACCACUCAUCCCACAACUUCUAGGAUCACUUUAGCAACAACUUCCAUAAGAACAACUGCUUCGACCACGACAGCGUCUGCAGUGUCUACUCAUCACAUGACAAGCACUGACUUUACGACUUCACACACUAUCAUCACUACAACUCGUCCUAUUUGUAAUGAAUCUAGUCAUAUACUUCUGUCAAAUGGUACUUGUGUGUCGAAACUGGAUGCUCAGAUUGCUACGGUAAAUAGUUUACGUAAUAGAACAAAUAACAGUAGUAUUAUAGUCAAUGCUCUCUCAUUAUAUUUUGCAUCAAUCAUUAAUGCUAAUAUAACGCAGAAUUCCAAUUAUAUUUUCCGACCUAAUGAGAUUGAUGAAUUUCUUGGUACUCCUAGCAAUGCCACUUUGAUUGCCAACAGCAAUACGUCAUUUAUUAUGUUUCAACAGCUUCUUGGAUAUUCAAACGUAUCAACUGUGGGUGGUGUAUUUAGACGUGGCACUGGUGGCCAAGUUGUCAAUACUACUGAUGCACGUGAUGUGACCAACUCAAGUUUUUCAGCAGCAGCUUUUAUCAGCAAUGAAGCUUUACUUGGUGUUACGUCUUUCAAUAUGCUCAUUAUUGACAAACCUACAACAUAUGAAAAUAUAGAUAAUUCAACGAAUAAAACCCUUGCAUCAUCAGUUAUCGUGGCUACUGUACAGCGCAGUGGUUCUCGAAAUGUGCCAAUGAAUAUUUCUCUCUAUUUUCAAGUAUUGAAUGAAUAUCAGCCAAAUAGAAGUGCUGAUUAUUUUUGUUCAUUUUAUGAUACAACAAAUUUGAAAUGGAAUGAAUCCGGUUGUAGAAGACCUCGUUAUAAUUCAACAUUUGAUCGAUAUGAAUGUAUUUGUCAUCACUUAUCUACUUUUGGACUCGUUUGGUUGCCAAAUAUCAUUUGCAAUACCUCUACGCACGUAGAAUUUCCUGAUCAUGGUUGUGUUUCUAAACCUGAGGCGCAAGUAUUGGCAGUAAACACAUUGCGAAAAACCACAAAUUCAACUGUUAUUGCUAAGUAUCUCUCAAUUUAUAUAAGCUUGCUUGCGCAUUCGAAUGCAAUUUUAAACCAAUCUUAUACUCUCAAUGUUAACGAAAUCGAUACCCUUGUAUCCAAAAUAAACGCUCCUAAUAUAACAGAAAAUACAACUGAUUCAAUACUUGUUGCAUUUCAACCCAAACAAGGAGAAAAUAGAAUAGUUUUAGGUGCUUCAUUUACACGCGGUGUUGGUGGCAAAAUUGUUGAUAAUUUCAAUAAAGACAAUGUUACCAAUUCAUAUUUCUCAACUGCAGCACUUAUCAGCAAUCAAUCUCUAACAGGUGUCAUAUCUAUUAAUAUACUUAUCAUUGAUAAACCUGUAACAUAUGAAAAGGCAGAUAAUUCAUCAAACAAAACGCUCGCAUCAUCAGUUAUCGUCAUGGCAAUCAAGAGAGAUGCUUCUGUAUCCAAUCCAAUGAAUAUCUCCCUUUUUUUUCAGGUUUUGGAUGAAUAUAAACCAAAUAAAUCUUUAAAAGUCGAUUACUUUUGUUCAUACUUUGAUACAACUAAUUCUACAUGGAAUGAAUCCGGUUGUACGAUACCUCGAUAUAAUUCAACAUUUAAUCGACACGAAUGUGUUUGCAACCAUACCACUUCCUUUGCUCUUAUUUGGUUGCCAAAAGUACCUCUUACACGUCAUUUCAAUGCACAAGAUAUUGCAUCUCUUGUAUUUCAAUCAAUAUCCAUUUGUUGCUUUUUGGCUAUUAUUAUUCAUGCCAUUAUUAUACGAAUUCGAGAUCCAAUUAUGAGUUUACAAACAUAUGAUUUACCACCAUUAAUUUCAUGCGGAAUGACAGUAAUUCUCUUUGCUUUUUACAUAGCUCUAGCCAUUACAGUCUACAUGAAAACAACAUUUGAUGAUGAAAAGCAAUGCUUUCUAAGUUCAAGUGUGUUAAUGUUUUUUGUUUAUUUCUUUUUAAUUUUAAUGCUUUGCACCAAAACAAGUGUUGGAUAUUUUAAUUAUCUACGUUUUGUUUGUCUAUUUCCUGCACCAUCAUAUCGGCGGUUGCUGCAGAUGUUGGUAGGGUCAUGUUUCAUUUCAGUCGCAUGGGUAGCUUUCGCCGCUGGGUUUAAUUCUAAUCCAUCAUUUCAAAUUACUCAAUUAUAUCCAUAUAAACUUUGUUGGUUUACACGUCCUGCUAUAUAUUAUUUUCUAACCAUACCUGUUGGUCUGUUUCUCUUAAUUAAUAUAUUUAUAUUUAUUCGUGUAGCUCAACGUAUGCUACGUCAUGUUCGAAAUUCAACAUCACGUCAUCAUUCACAUGAAAGAAUGAAAACGUGUGUAAUAAUAUUACUUUUUUCGUGUGCAACACAAGGGAUUGGUUGGCUUCUCGGUCCAUUUUUGACAAUUGCUACUCCCGAAGCUGCAAAUGUUUUAGGAUGGAUUUUUAAUAUAUUUAAUGGAUUAGAAGGUUUAUGGGUAAUUCUUCUCUAUUUAGUAAUACGAUCACAACGUAUAAGUGAACAAAAACGUGUUGUAGCUGCUAAAGAAAUAAGAAAAUCAAAAGAAUCAAAAUUAAAAUCUCGUAAAUAUAAAAAAACUUUUGAAGAAAAUAAUCAAGAAAAAGAUCGUAACAUUACAAGAAACACCGAAGUUAAAUCUCGAAAUAGAUUAAAAGAAACUUCACACUCGUUCGAUGACUUUCGCGAUAUCACGAUGAUAGCACUUCGUGUUGAUAAUGAUACUAGAACCUCAUACUGUUGA